CCAACCGUGCCACUGAUGAUUCAUGAACCCUUCUGUACCGCCGGGCCCCUUCUCUGAAUCUCUCUCUCUGGGACUCGAGCCACAGCAAACAGACGGCAGCCAUGUCGGCCAUAUCUAGAGGCCUGAUAUCUCAUCUCCGCCUCCCCAAUCCAACGAAAAGUACCCAAGCGCCGUAUCAAUUCUGCUUCCUGUUGAGGAGGUUCGGGACGGCCGACGCCCUGGUGGAUGACGCCCCCGAGACCGGCCAAGAAAAUAUUCUUCGGGCGAUGACCCCGAACUCGAAGCGGACAGGUGUUAUUGCCGUCAAGUGUGGAAUGACCGCUCUCUGGGAUAAAUGGGGUGCGAGGGUUCCCAUCACCGUCCUCUGGGUCGACGAUAACAUCGUCUCUCAGGUCAAGACCGUUGAAAAGGAGGGUAUCACUGCCCUACAGAUUGGUUGCGGUCAGAAGAAGGCAAAGCAUUUGACGAAACCUGAAGUGGGUCAUUUUAGAGCUCAAGGUGUUCCACUGAAGAGGAAAUUGAGGGAGUUUCCUGUGACUGAAGAUGCACUUCUCCCUGUUGGUACGUCAAUUGGGGUUCGCCAUUUUGUUCCUGGCCAGUAUGUGGAUGUCACGGGAAUCUCAAGAGGGAAAGGUUUCCAGGGUGUGAUGAAAAGGCAUGGCUUUAGUGGAAUGCCAGCAUCUCAUGGUGCAUCACUGUCACACCGAAGUCUUGGUUCUACAGGUCAGAGGGAUGCUCCUGGAAAGGUAUUUAAAGGCAAAAAAAUGCCUGGGCGCAUGGGUGGGAAGCAGAUAACAGUUAAAAACGUAUGGGUCUACAAAAUUAUGCCCGCAAGGAAUCUGAUGUGGGUAAAAGGCCAAGUCCCUGGUGCCGAAGGGAACUUUGUGUUUGUAAAAGAUGCUUUCUACAAGAAACCUGACAUUUCAAUGCUUCCAUUUCCCACUUACAUCGCUGCAGAAGAUGAGGACACAUCAGAGUUGGAACCACUAGUCGCUGAUCUUGGCGAGGUAGACCCGUUUAUGGUGGCAGAUUAAUCUGGAGCAGACUUGAAUAACCAUGAGAACUGACUGCUUAUUUGCACGAUCUAUUAUACCUUUUGCCUUUCCUGUCAUUCUUUUGGCUAUACGAAUUGGCAGGUUCAUGUUCUAAGAACCAUCCGAGGAUUUUGAUUUUCAAGUUAUUUUACUUAGGAAAGAAGGAUUGAUUGCAGCUCUAAGGCAUGUAAUUUUAUUGUUAAAGCUUAUUCAAUCUUGGGAUUGUGUUUUUGGUAUAAUAGUGAUAAAAAUUUAGAAUA
Messenger RNA from Carya illinoinensis, 1294 nucleotides. Its product is annotated as 50S ribosomal protein L3-2, mitochondrial-like. The record is from RefSeq and is a predicted model, not a curated record. Lineage: Eukaryota; Viridiplantae; Streptophyta; Magnoliopsida; Fagales; Juglandaceae. Gene Ontology annotation, cellular component: mitochondrial large ribosomal subunit; ribosome. The transcript is spliced from 5 exons. Gene Ontology annotation, molecular function: structural constituent of ribosome. Gene Ontology annotation, biological process: translation. The coding region runs from base 102 to 1034 and encodes 310 amino acids.